CUUGGGCCUGUUGGAGAUGAAAAAGAAGAGCAGCUGGAUAAGCUUUUUCAGUGUUUGUUGAUAUCAAUAACGAUGUUAUGUUACAAGGCCACGUGAAAUGUUUCAAAGCACACAAUAUGCAUAACUUCGAAGACAGAAAAGGCUCAAACAUUUCAAGCCAACAACCAAGAAGUUGGCAUCACAAGUCGGGCUUAAAUUGACCAUUCGUUUGUUUAGUAAGUGCAGUAGGCCUAAUUUUGCUCAUGAUAAUUGUGAUUUCAAAUGUUUAUAUGGCUUCAUAUGUACGAUGGCGUUAAUUUAAAUGUUACAGGAAAAAAAAAAAAAAAAACUCACAUUCAUUGGAGUCCAGUCCAGCCAAAGAGCAGCUCGCCCCACAAAAUCGCCUGAGCCAAAUGCUGCUUCACCAUUUUUGCUUUGGACUCUUCGGUCCACGAUCUGUUCCGAUUCUGCACAUCUUCAAGCUCAACUGGCUUUAUACGUCAUACUCCAAAACCUGGAGUGAUUCGUAGAGCAGUCGCACCAGGGCGGGAGCCAGAAAUUGGACAUGUUCGGCCCUCCAGUACUUGAAAAUUCCUCCGUUGUGAAGCUCAACAGAUACCGAAGGACCUGAUUAUAAGCCUCACCCAGUACAUUUGGAAAGGGAAUACCAUUUGGCGGACGAAAGCGGCGCCCGACCGAAGGCCGCGCGCAAGUAAGCGCUCGCCUCCGGAACACGCGGCUGGCCCUGCCCCCGCGGCGACGGACGAGGGCCUUUUCCUUGGCGCGCCGCGGCCGGAUGGAGGCCGCGACCCUGGCGAGCGAUCUGGAAAGUCGCCUGAAGCGGAGCGAAGUGACGCUCGCCAUGGCGCUCGGCGUCGACGCCGCGCUCAGGGCGCUGCUGGCUAAGACGGAGGACGCCCACGCCGUCGCCAAGCGGCAGCUGCGGGCCGAGACCUGGAUGCGCUUGGACCUGGAGAAGCGCUGCCAGUCGCUCAGCCGGGAGUUGAAGUCCACCAAGGACCAGUUUGAGGUUCGGGAGUCCCGGCGCAGACACGAGCAGAGAAUCGUGGAGGUGGACUCGGGUGCCAGACAGGACUACGAGUUCAAACCGGCACAAGCUUUGCAGGACCUGAGGAAGCAGCACGAUGAGCAGGUCUCGCUGUACAAGGAGGAACUGGAGCAGACCUUCCAGGCCAAGCUGGACAACGCCAAGGUGUCGUCUGCGAUGAACGACAAGGCCGUGUGCACGGCCAGGGAAGAACUUCAGGAGUCCCGAAUGAGAAUCGAGGCUCUGGGCUACCAGCUGAGCGCCCUGCAGAAACAAGCGGCGGCCGCCGAGGACCGCGUCCGCGAGCUGGAGGAGAUCCUGUCGGCGGACCGGGACAAGCACCGGCGCGCGAUGGAGGCCAAGGACCGCGAGAUGAACGACCUGCGCCAGCGCAUGAACGCGCAGCUCUCCGAGUACCAGGAGCUCCUGGAUGUCAAGCUCACGCUGGACAUGGAGAUCAACGCCUACAGGAAGCUCCUGGAGGGGGAAGAGCAGCGUAGGCUGAAGUUUGCUCCCGACGCCACUUCCCGCAUCGCCGUUUCCAGGGUGACGGGCUCGUCCUCGUCCUCGUCGUCCUCGUCCUCCCGCGCCUCCGUCACCAAGCCGGCGAAAGGGCAGGCCGGCAAGUUGCUCCUGCGCUCCGCUAAACACGCCGUCACCAUCGCGCCCGUCCGCACGGACCGAAACUUUAUCACCUUGGUGUGGUCUGCAGACGCGGCCGCGGCCCAGAGGCCGCCCUCUCAUCUCCCGUUGAACGCAGGAUAGGAAGUGACAUCACCGGCCGCUCGGCCGACUGAUGGCGAGGUAACGAGGGCCCUGCGUCCAGCGACGGCGAAUUUGAUGUAGAAAUGUGAUUAGUAAAUCACUGUUAUGUGUACCCUCGCAUAUUUGUGAUGGGCUACUCGCUGAUUUACAUAUUUGGAGUUUGUUGGAGGACACACGGAACUUACCUGCCGUUCUGCGCCAAGAAACUAUGUUGAAGUGAUGCGAGUCCAAUUUAGGCACGCACGGCAUAUUAAAAAGUAGCAGUACUACAAUAUCUUGCCAUUCAAAAUGACACGAGGCACACUUAUUUUUGGGGAACCCUUCAUUAAGAGUUACAAGAGACGCAAAAGAAUUUGACGAGAGAGGACCCCCCCCCCCCCAUAUUCUUAAUUUGAGCAGUGGCGCAAUUGUCAGAAUUGUCGCUCUCGUGUGUCCCAGCAGGCCGAAGGUCGCCUUCUUGUGGCACCUCACGGACGCGGUUCGUUCUCUUUCCUUUCGUCGGUCUUGGUGGCUCAUCAACAUAGAAACAACGUUUGAUGUAAUCCAGAACUUGGAAAGUUGCCAUUUUAAUAUCGUGAGCCCGUUAUAAGAAUGGACUUUUCAAUAUAAACCCCGGCUUGAGACUUGCAUUUUCGUUGUGCUUCUCAUGUUGCUAUUUUUUUUCUUCUCAUUUUGUUUCAAAUGGGUUGAGGAUAUCAGGUUAUGGAUUCAAAUUACAGGCUCUCAACCUGGUUUAUGUUUGAAUCCUGUUGUAAUUUCCACGUUUUCAUAAACAGCUGCGAUUUGACCUAUUUGCAGAUUUUGGGGAGAACCCCUGCUGCCCCCUUUCUUUGGGUGAUUGUGUUUGAAACCUGAUCUCGUAUUUAUUCCUUUUUCAUUGCUCAAAAGGUUAAUUUUUGCUCUUGGCAGUCGGACCGGGUCCCUCCAGAGUGCGAAUAUCAGGCGUUUCCACCGCUUAGAGGAAAACAUACAAACUUUGUUUUAUAACUCUUUCAUUUUGCACAAAUUUGCCCUUUGCCUUUGCAAGGAC
This is a messenger RNA of Syngnathoides biaculeatus (alligator pipefish), 2822 nucleotides long. Its product is annotated as lamin-B2-like. The record is from RefSeq and is a predicted model, not a curated record. The coding region runs from base 776 to 1792 and encodes 338 amino acids. Lineage: Eukaryota; Metazoa; Chordata; Actinopteri; Syngnathiformes; Syngnathidae. The transcript is spliced from 10 exons.